This is a messenger RNA of Cricetulus griseus (Chinese hamster), 416 nucleotides long. NCBI's taxonomy places the organism in Eukaryota, Metazoa, Chordata, Mammalia, Rodentia, Cricetidae. The record is from RefSeq and is a predicted model, not a curated record.
GUGACUACCCCUGUUUUACUGUAGGGAUUCCAAGAUCCCCAAGCCCCCAGCCGGUCACCAGUGGAAAGAGGUGCGCUCAGAUAAUACAGUCAUGUGGCUGGCUGCAUGGAUGGAGAAUAUCCAGAAUACCUUCAAGUACAUCAUACUGAACCCCAGCUCCAAGCUGAAGGGGGAGAUGGAUUGGCACAAGUAUGAGGUUGCACGACGCUUGAGGGGAGUUGUCAACAAGAUCCGUGCUCAGUAUCAAGCUGACUGGAAAUCCCCAGAAAUGAAGAAAAGGCAGCUGGCCGUGGCCCUCUAUUUUAUUGAUAAGGUAUAGCAUGUGGGGACCUUGAGAGCUGGGCAACAAGGACAAUGGUGGCUUCUCCCUGGAGCUGGAGCCUACAUCAAAUAGGUAUGUGUGUGCGUGCGUGUGU